GGUCGAGCCUGGCCAUGAGCUUUCUCUCUUUGGUAUUCUCGAUAAUCCUCUUUUUGUUGCUGGGCUCCUUUGGCUGUUCCUCGUCGCUUUCGAUGCUGCUUUUGGUAGCCUCCUCUUCGGCGAUGGCUGGUUCCUCCUUCCUCUUAGGUGGCUUUGCUGGGGUUUUCUUCUUCGAGGAUGGGCGGGGUAUCUGCUCCACCUCUUGCUCCUGUUGCGGGGUCGGCAGUGACAGUGGCGCUUGACUCGCCCUUAUUGCUUCUAGUAGUUUGUCGAUCCUUGCGUCCAUCUUCUCUUCCAUCUUCUGUAGUAGCCUUUCGUUCUUUUCGUUGAUCAUGUCGUAUAUUUCUCGCCUUGUCACGGGCGGUUCUCCGGUGUUAUGGUGUUGGCAUGGUGGCUGCUGCUUGCUGCGGGGCGUUUCUUUCGACUUGUUUCCCUUAACUGCAGCCAACCACUUAAGCUUCCCGUCUUCCUGCUGCGACGGCGGCAGGUGUUUUUGCUGGCUCUUGUGUCUUUCGCGGCUGUCGGUGCGCCGUUGGCUUUCGCUGCACUCGCUUUCCUCCCUGCUCGGCAGCUGUGGAAAGUCCGAUGACGUCAUUGGUGGUCUUGUCUUCUGGAGCUGUUGCUGUUCGCGUUCCUCUCGGCGCUCCCAUUGUCUUUUCGUGACGACGAAGGGGACCUUGAACUUGUUCUUGCAAAUUCUAUCUGCCGUCGGAUGCGCUCCUCCACAUAGCUUGCAACUUGGCUUGCAUGCCUUCUCGUGGUCCGCGUCGGGGUUGGCCUCCCCGCACGCGAAGCAUACUCUGGUCUCCGGGGUUGGACAUACGUCGAUGCGGUGUCCGACUUUUCCGCAACAUCUACACACUUCAUGAUGUUUCCUGUAAAGCCCGCACUUGAGCAGUGCCGCUCGGUAUAUUACGUACCGGGGCACUCUCUGUCCUUCAAAGAGGACGAUGACCGCUGUAGAAUUUCCAAUCCUGU
Molecule: messenger RNA, 978 nt
Organism: Ixodes scapularis (black-legged tick)
Lineage: Eukaryota; Metazoa; Arthropoda; Arachnida; Ixodida; Ixodidae
Exons: 1
Coding region: 333-869 (178 amino acids)
Source: RefSeq, a predicted model, not a curated record